AUGCGGCCGAGCCUCCGCCGCAGCUUCCGUGUCCGGCGCCCGCAGGCUGCUGGGCAGAGCCGGAGGUUCACUAGCCGAGCCAUUCUGCUGGCGGAUGUGCGGGACAGAUCCAAGCGCCGUCCAGCUGUCGUGGAUGCAGUGGAGAAUCUGCUCCGACAAAGCCCGCUGAGGGAUGCCGAGGAAGCUGCCAUCUGUGCUGCAGCGCUCUCCAGGCGCAAGCUGUGGGAGCGUGGCUUGUCCAUGCUCUCGGAAGGCCACUUCCUGACAGGGACGAAAGGACUCAACGCAGCCGUGAAAACCUGCCGCAGCGCAUCGCAGUGGGAGUUGGCUCUGUGGCUGGCUUUAUCUGCGCACAAGCAGACGGAGCGAGACGGCCUGACCUAUUCCAUGGUCCUGUCCGCUUGCAGCGAAGGCAGCGUGUGGGAGCUGGCGAUUAGGCUCUGGCUGGAGGCCAGGCAGGAGGGGCUGGGGAGCUAUGGCCACGUGGCCAGCGCGGCCAUCGCGGCCUGCGGCAAGGGAAAGCAGUGGCAGCAGGCCAUUGCCCUCCUCUGCAGCAUCGAGCAGCCAGACGCUGCGGUAUUUGCCGCGGCAAUCGAUGCUUGCCGGAGAGCUGGGCGGUGGCAGGAGGCCCUGGCGGUGCUUGAGAGCUUUCGGCCAUUGGGCGCCCCGCCUCCCGAAGGCAUCGGGGCUGCCGUAUCCGCGCUGGCCUACAACACCCGGUGGAUGCAGGCGCUGCUCCUGUUUCAUGAGGAGUUCCUUCAGGGCCCGUGCCUCGAGGGCACCGGCCCCGGCAUGCGGGGCUUCACCGGGGCGCUGCAGGCCUGCGCCGAAGGCAGCAACUGGCAAGUCGCUUUGAGCCUGCUGGAGCAGAUGGCAGCAAGGAAGCUGGCGCCUGACAAGCGGUGCUUCGACAUCGCCCUGCGUGCGCACAAGCAAGCGCGGCAUGGUGGCCAGCCCCAAGCCGCGCCGCGAAGGAGAUGA
This is a messenger RNA of Symbiodinium natans, 981 nucleotides long. The record is from the annotation of a GenBank genome assembly. Lineage: Eukaryota; Dinophyceae; Suessiales; Symbiodiniaceae.